AUGAAGAAUUUGGUUUCCUCCAAGAGUGAAAGCAAGACUAGAGCAUAUGCAGGCUUAGGAACUGAGAAUAUGAGAGUGAGGCAUUUUCUUGUGACUUUUCUUUUGCUUCUUUGCUGGGUGACAGUCUGCAGCAAUAGUCUCACAGCUGAUCAAUAUCCAAACCAAAUCAUCUACGGGAAGAAGCAUUUUGUGCUGGUCCAUGGAGCCAGUCACGGAGCUUGGUGUUGGUAUAAGUUGACAACUCUAUUGAAAUUCUCUGGUCACAAUGUUACUGCACUAGACCUUGCAGCAUCUGGGAUCAACCCGAUCCCGGUAGAGCAAGUUCAAUUGUUCUCCGAGUAUGUUGAGCCAUUGAUCACAUAUUUGGGGUCUCUUGCACCAAAGGAGAGGGUUAUCCUGGUCGGCCACAGCUUGGGUGGAGCUGUGAUAUCAUUUGCCAUGGAGAGGUUCCCUGAGAAAAUUGUUGUUGCUGUAUAUGCUAGUGCUGUGAUGCCGGGUCCUUCUCUUGGUUACUUGACUAUACGGGACAAGCUUAUUGAAAGAUGGGAUUUACCUAAUAAAGGGUCACCGAGUGUGUAUCAGCUAUCCCCACCAGAGGAUCUAACACUAGCAUCAACAUUGCUGAGACCUUCCCCUGCAUUCAAUGAAGAAAUAAGACUCACCGACGAGAAGUACGGACUGGUACCAAGAGUGUGCAUCAUGUCCGACCAAGACCUUACGAUAGAGGAGGAUAUACAACUGUGGAUGAUCAAGGAAAACCCACCAAAUGAAGUGAAGGUGAUAAAUGGCUCCGAUCACAUGGUCAUGUUGUCUCGACCACUCGAGCUGUUCUCCCACCUCCUCCAGAUUGCCGAAAACUACCACGAGUACCCUGUAGAUAUUUACUAGCUAGACGCCUAUAAUUAAGCUCAUCAUGGUUGUUAAUCGAGUUACCUAAGCUAUGAAAGUGUUGGUUUCCAAUCUUUGUGGGGUAUUUGCUCUAAUGUGUUAAUGUAACACUUAUGUUACAACCUGAAGGGCACAUUUUACCACUUUAAUGGGUGACUCAGCCAAAAGAGAAGGUUAUCCUGGUUGGCCACAACAUGGGUGACCCAGCCAUAUCAGUCGCCAUGCAUGGAGAGGUUCCCAAAGAAAAUUAUUGCAGUUGUAUUUGCCACUGCUUUCAUGCAUGGUCUUGAUUUCAGUUACUUGACCAUUUAUCAAAAGGUAAGGCCUCGUUCAGUUCCACCCAACUGAUACACCUACCUUU
Messenger RNA from Argentina anserina (silverweed cinquefoil), 1249 nucleotides. Its product is annotated as methyl jasmonate esterase 1-like. The transcript has 3 exons. Lineage: Eukaryota; Viridiplantae; Streptophyta; Magnoliopsida; Rosales; Rosaceae. The record is from RefSeq and is a predicted model, not a curated record. Gene Ontology annotation, biological process: salicylic acid metabolic process; jasmonic acid metabolic process. The coding region runs from base 1 to 888 and encodes 295 amino acids. Gene Ontology annotation, molecular function: methyl salicylate esterase activity; methyl jasmonate esterase activity; methyl indole-3-acetate esterase activity.